Molecule: messenger RNA, 3243 nt
Organism: Ceutorhynchus assimilis (cabbage seed weevil)
Lineage: Eukaryota; Metazoa; Arthropoda; Insecta; Coleoptera; Curculionidae
Source: the annotation of a GenBank genome assembly
GGUACGCCACUAAAUUGGUGUCUAUGUGGGUACUCCGUCGUCGUGCCGUUGGUUCUAUUGUUUAGAUAGAUAUAGACAAACCGCGGCCCGUCGGUAAAUAGAAAUAUUGUAUGUAAAUGUUGAUAGAAGUACGGAAACAGAUGGUGCCGGCAGCAGUACGGCAGUGAAAGAAAGUUGUUCUUGCGUGGAUUUAUGUGAAAAAUAGUCGAAGUGUGUCGUUGCGUCUCUAUUUAUUUUUAUAAGGAUUUAGGAAAAUCAACUGUUGCUGCAUGACGCGAAAAGAUUAAGAAUAAGAACGAAGUGAAUAUUGGAAUGUUUAAACUGUGUAUGUGCUUUUAAUUGUGAACUGUGGAAGUAAUGAAAACCAUCGAUAAACCUGGAUAUACUUGAGGAUUUUGUAUUAAAUAACUUAAGAUUCAAACGGACCACCCACCACAAGACUUUGAAAGAACAUCACAAUCAUUGAAAUUUCAGAACUCGUCCCGAACAAAACGAAGAAAAUCCAAACGCCAACAACAAUGCAUCCAAACUAAACGACUAGAAAAUAUAUGGAGUUAAAAGAAACUGUGAUAAUGGACGUAUCUGACUCAUUCCGUAACGACCAGGAGAUGACCAAAACCGACUUUUUCGAUUUCGUCGUCAAUCCGGACGCUCACGACGCCCAAUCCAUCCAACAAUUCACCAAACAAAUGCGAAACGUCAACGUGUUUCUCAGCAACGGCACCGAAGACGCGACCAGAGAGACCAACAACAAUUUGAUCAUCCCCGACAUGCCCACCACCACUACCACCCCUACCUCAGACACCAUCGCCAAUUUCGACGCCAACCUCGCGAACCUCUGGAACGAAAAAGACACGGUCAAAAUCGAAACUGCCAUUUUAGAAGACUUGAAUAAAUACUGCUGGACCAACGACGAAGUUAAUGGCGUAGUACAAAUUAAGCAACAAAGUAGUAGUAGUAGUAAUAAUAAUAACAAUACCGAUGGGCAAAUUUAUACGACGCUUACGGUACUUAAUGGGUUGGAACAAAAUCCUCCCUGGUACCGUCAACCUUUGUCGGUUAAAGAAGAAGACGUAUCAAUGUCUAGUCCUACAGAAAUGGAACACCUCCAAGGCGGCUUAGAUAUUGAUUCAAUUUUAAGUAUAAUACCUGGUCAAAUAAACGCAUUUAACAGUCCCUAUAACGAUGGUACGAUGAGUCCUAACACUGAUGGACUUAUCAAAUCUGAAACGUAUACUUAUGAAGAUAGUGGGUUUGCUGAUAACAAAGAAGAACUUGCAAACUCACUUAUUAUAGAUACUCCUCUUUUAGAAGCGCACGAUAGCUUUAAUAAUAAUAACAACGACUGGAAACUAACUAACAAUAAUACUCAAACUAAUGGCUCUCCUGAUUCGCUACUACGCAGCGCUUUGCAAGGAAAAGCGAUAGUGCGUUACAACGGAGCUGUAAAAUCCAAUAAAGUAGCGGAAAAUAAUGCGGAACUUCGUAGGUGUCUUUCCGCUUCCCCAACGAAAACAGAAACGAUCUAUUUAACAAAGGAUGAACCCGAUCAUAUACCCACAAUAGUCGCCGGAAUCGAUGCAAACGGAAAAGUAGUUUUCGAAGAACAAAUCAGUUCACGGAAUCUAGAAACGGUACCGGAAAACCCGACGAGCACACACGACGUAGACGAUCUCUUGCUCAGCCAAUUGGAUUCUCCUUAUUCCGAUUUCGAAAAGCUCAAAAGAAUAGCCAACGAGGUGGCGGAAUCAGUCAAUCAGUAUUGCAUCGAUACUUCUUCUACAGACAACAACGUGCAAGCGAGUAUCAGUUCGGCAGAUCAAAUAGGUAUUUUAUACAACAUCGCAUCACCGAUUCAAAUCACCGCUCCAGUGGUUACGAGCUCCAAGUCCACCAAGAAAUACAAACGAUCGAACAGCGGUUCCAAUAAAGCUCAAACGAACCUGCAAAACGCCACGUCGACGAGCAACGGCGUGCGGAAAGAACGAUCCUUGCACUACUGCAGCAUCUGCUCGAAAGGCUUUAAAGAUAAAUACUCGGUAAAUGUUCACAUCAGAACGCAUACGGGCGAAAAACCGUUUGCCUGUAGUUUAUGUGGGAAAACGUUUAGGCAGAAAGCACAUUUGGCUAAACAUUAUCAGACGCAUAUUGCUCAGAAAAACGCUGCCGCGGCUGGUAAUGUUUCCUCCACUAAAACGAAAGCGAGGUAGCUUAUCGGCAAUAGGGAAUUUGUGAUGAUUAAUUGAUCGAGGAUUUGUGGUAUUAUGCUGAAUGAAUAUUUAGGAAGAGUAGUAGAAAUUCGAAAGGGGAUUAGAUGUAAUUAUAUUAUGCUCCUUCGAUCCAUAAAUAUUUGAUUUGAUAUCUACUCAAUGUGAUAGAUAGAUCUCGAGUCGAAUAAAUGCAUAGAUUGUAGAUUGUGAGGGGAGUCGUUUUGGCUUUCCAGCAGCUCAGCACUACUACCUUUGCAGAUAUUUUGUACGUGACUCUGCACCUUUUAUUGUCUCCAGGAAACGUAGACUUCUGCCGAAGGAAGCUAUUUUUCUGGGUGUCAAUUGGCCCACUCGAGGAAUUUGAGCCUCUUACAGAAUUGGGCGGGACAUUCGCAGACCAGGUUUUCUAUGGUCUCUAUAGCGUCUGAGCAGAAUCUGCAGAGAUCGUCUUCUGCUCUGCCCAUUAACCCUAAGUGGUAUUUCACCAGACAGUAUCCUGUGUGCAGUCCUACGACCAUUCUGAUGUCUGAUCUGCUCAUGUUUAGGAACUGUUCAGCUCUUUUUGCUGAAAAGGUGAUAAACUUUUUUAACUGUCUGAGUCCCGGAGUGCGUGCCUCUAGUAUGAUGACAGUUGGUCUUUCUUCCAUUUGUUGAGUUCUUCCAUGAUGUGGCUUUUCAUUGAGCCAAAAUAGGGCUCUGGUCCAUGGUAUCGUGUUGAGGCCCCUUCUUUUACGAGGCCAUCUGCUUCUAUGCCUCGAUGACCAGGCAGCCACAUCAGCGUUCCCUGGUUGUCUGUCGUCCGUGUUUUUAGGGUCUGUUUACACUCCCAGACUAUAGUUUUGAGGUGCAUUUGUAAGCCUUUAGACUUUUAAAGCAGCUUGGCUAUCUGAUAGUAUGAAGAUGUGUUUUCCUUUGAGGCUUUGGUUGAGACACUCUUAUGCACAUAUAUUUACGUCAAAGGUCGGCUUGAAUAUUCUAAGAUGUUUGCCAAUGCCUUAGAGACCCUAAAGUUAGGGCCGGAAAUGCCCAGUCC